Molecule: messenger RNA, 12046 nt
Organism: Onychostruthus taczanowskii (white-rumped snowfinch)
Lineage: Eukaryota; Metazoa; Chordata; Aves; Passeriformes; Passeridae
Gene: GCC2
Product: GRIP and coiled-coil domain containing 2
Exons: 23
Coding region: 102-5165 (1687 amino acids)
Biological process (GO): late endosome to Golgi transport
Cellular component (GO): Golgi apparatus
Source: RefSeq, a predicted model, not a curated record
CCGGGAUGACGGAGGCGGAAGCGGCUCGGGGAGGAUGUAGUGGCGCUGGCAGCGGCUGAGGCGCCGCGAUCUCCCCGCCCGUGCAGCCGGCCGGCCCCGCCAUGGAGGUUCAAGAUGCUGGGCAGGAGAUGGUGGCGUCUUCUGGCACACCAGGGUCAGGCAAAUCAAAGCUGGACACAUUGCCCAAAGAAGACCUCAUCAAGUUUGCAAAAAAGCAAAUGAUGCUUAUACAGAAAGUGAAGUCAAGAUGUGCAGAGCUGGAGAAAGAAAUUGAAGAACUCAGAUCUAAAGCAGCUACUGCAGGAGCUGAUGAUAUUAUUCAGGCUCUCACAGAAAGGCUGGAUAUGGUGCUUCUGGAAAAAGCUGAAAGUCAGCAGCAGUGCAUAGCUCUGAAAAAAGAAAAUGUUCAAAUAAAGCAAGAAGCAGAGGCUGCAGUGGCAAAAACAGAAGAAUUGCAGAAGCAACUGGAACAAUCAAGAAUUGACUCUCUGGAAGAAAUAAAAGUUCUGAAGAGUGAAUUAGCAAAUGCACAAUGCAAGCACAAUGAGGAUUUAAAAAAGCUGAAGAUGGAAUUAGAUGAACAAGUGAAGAAACAAAUGGAGCUGGUGGAGCAGGUUGAAUGUUACAAUGAUAGUCAAAAAGAAGUUAAAAGAUUACAAGAUGAUGUCCAAAGAAUUAAAUCUACUUAUGAGGAGCAAAUUUUGUGUCUUAACAAGCAGUUGGAAGCUUUGAAUGAAGACAAGAACAAAGAAGUGGCAAAUCUGCAAGAAACUAUUAAAAGCAACUCUCAGUGUUACCAGAAUGAAAUAAAAAAUCUGAAUGAGGAAGUUAAAAAAUUGAAAACUGCUCAUCAGGAAGAGGUGUCAGAACUAAUGCAUCAGAUUGAAAUAUCAUGUAGAGAAAAUGAAGAAAAGCAAAAUCAAAUAAAUCAGUUGCAGCAUAAUUUGGCAGAGAAAAAUGCCAAGGAUGAAAUGCAUGCUCAGGCUGACAAGCGUGAAUAUGACUUGGAGCAGCUGAGAGAAGUCUUACAUAAAAAUUUAGAAAACAAGAUAGAUGUUGCAGAUACACAAGAAGAACCUUGCGUAAAAGCAAAAAUGGAGGAAAAAGUUAGGUACCUGGAGCAUAGUUUAGAAGAACUCCAGUCCCAACAUAGUAUAUUAAAGGAUGAGUUGACUUAUAUGAGCAAUGUCAAGAUAAAACUGGAAGAGGAAAUCCAUCGUAUGAAGGAUGAGUACUUUCAUGAGAGGGAAGACUUGGAUUUUAAGAUAAAUGAAUUGCAGCUUACUAAAGAAGAUUACUGCUGUGUAAUUGAAAAACUAAAAUUGGAGCUUCAAGCAGCAGGACAGCACUAUGAAUCUGCUGCAAAAGAGCACAAAUUAGAGAUUCAGACUCUGAAAGAGCAGCACCAGAGAGAAAUUUCUGAACUAAAUGAAACUUUAUUAUCUGGUUCUGAAAAGGAACAGAUGGCAUUAGUUUUCGAAAUGCAGGAACUUAGAGAACAACUUGAAAAGGUAACUCAGGAGAAAGAAGAAGCAGUGUCCAAUUACAACGGCCUAAGAGAAACAAUGGAAACUCUACAGGCUGAGCUAGGUGAAUCUGCUGGAAAGAUCAGCCAGGAGUUUGAAUCAAUGAAACAACAGCAAGCUUCUGAUGUCAGUCAACUGCAACAGAAACUCCGAGCUGCUUUCAAUGAAAGGGAUGCUCUUCUUGAAAAUGUAAAUCGCCUCCAGGAAAAAGUAGAAAAAUUGUCAUCGUAUCAGUUAGAGACAGAAGAACUUAAAUGUAAAGUCAUUAGUCUUCAGGAGGACAAUAGUGCAAUGACAAGCUCUCUUGACCAAAAAGAGAUUACUGUAAAAAAACUGGAAGAGAAGAUCACUGCUCUUACUGAUCAAAACAGGGAUGUUUUAAAUGAUAUAAAAUGCUUGGGUGAAGAGAGAGAAACCCUUCAGGAAACAUGCAAACAAAAACAAGUUGAAAUUCAGGAACUUCAACAAGAAGUAGAUUGUGCUAACCAGCACAAUAAUGACCUGAAGAAAAAGGUAGAGGAAUUAACAGAGAGACUGAACAAAGCCUUAAUUUCUAAGGGUGAAAAUGCUCAAAUGCUAGAGCAAUUAGAAAAACAGAUUGAAUCUCUGGUGCAUGAUAAAGAACAGCUUUCAUCUGAAGUGCACACUCUCCAUGAGGAAAAUAAGAAACUCAUUCAGGAAAAAGGUGAAUUAAGUGAAGAGCUGGGAAAAACUACAUCUGAAAAAGAUAGUUUUUCAGUAUUGAAAGAGCAGUCUGAAAACUUAGAAAAGAAACUACAAAUGAUGACUGCAGAAAAAGACCAUAUAUCAACAUUACUUGAAAAUGAACAAGUGCACACAUCCCUUGUAAGAACUCAGCUGUACCACCUACUUGAGCAAGUGGGAUUCAGCAUUUCAGAUUCUAAUGAAGAAUAUGAUUCUCUUAACUUGUUAAAAAUUGCAGAUGAAUGCUUGUCAAAAAUUAAAGAAGAGCAGUCCCUUGCUCUGCAAAAGGAGGAGGAAGUAAUUAGGUUGCAGCGAGAAGUUGAGAGAUUAGAGGAAGAAAAUUCAGCUCAACGUAGAGAACAUAGAUCCCUGAUUCAGGAUUUUGAACAAGAAAAGAAUCUCUUGAGAGAAGAACUGGAAGGAGUGUUGUCUGAAAAAGAAGUGCUUCAACGUGAUAUCCAGGAGUUGAAAAAUGCCAGUGAAAAAACAAGGAUUGAAAAUCAAGAUCUUUUAGCUAAUACUGAAGAGAUGAGUCAAAAACUUGCUCUUUAUGAAAGUCAAAUACAAGAACAGCAAAAAGGAUCUGAAAAACAAGACGACUUAAAUUUCAUUCUGGAACAAAAGGAAACUGAGCUUAGAAAUGUGAAAGACGAACUGAGUUCUCUAAAGAAUUUAAUGGAAACAAUGACUGAGAAAACUGAUCAACAGUCUUCAGUGGCAGAGCUUCAAGAAAAAAUUGGGAUGCUCGAAAAAGAAUCUGCCGAAAAAGGAGAGAAGCUAAAUAAAAUUAAAGUGGUUGCUGUGAAAGCAAAGAAAGAAUUAGAUGCCAGCCGAAAAGAGAUGCAGACUCUGAAGGAAGAGUUGGACUUGGUUCGAUCAGAAAAAGAUCAAUUGUCUGCUUCAAUGAAAGAUGUAAUUCAAGGAGCUGAAAGCUAUAAGAAUCUUUUGAUGGAAUAUGACAAGCAAGGAGAGCAGCUGGAUUUUGAAAAAGGCAGAGCAAAUAAUCUUGAACGUCAGGUAGAGGACCUCACAAGACAGCUACAGGUGUCAUCCGAGCAGCAUGAUCAGUUACGCUCUGCUAAUGAAGACCUCCUGGCUCGUGUUGAAACAGUGCAAAAUAAUGCUAAGCUGCUGGAAACUCAGAUACUGGAGAUACAAAGAGCCAAAGCAAAGGCUGACAAAGAACUAGAAGCUGAAAAGCUUCUAAGAGAGCAGAAAACAAAGGAACAUAGUGGUGCUCUCCGAGAAAUGGAGGAGCUUCAGAUGCAACUUCAGAAGGAAAAGAAACAUCUGCAGAAAACUAUGCAAGAACUAGAGCUGGCCAGAAAGGAUGCUCAAAAGAGUACACUGAUGGAUAUGGAAAUAGCUGAUUAUGAAAGGCUAGUAAAAGAACUUAAUCAGAAGAUUACUGAUAAAGACAGCAGAAUAGAAGACCUUGAGCAAGAAACAGGGAUUCAGAAACAGAAACAAGAGACCCUACAGGAAGAAAUAAAGUCACUUCAGUCAACUAUGCAGCAGGAUGAGGAAAGAAAUGCCAAGAUAAAACAACUCCUGGUGAAAACCAAAAAAGAAUUGGCUGAUUCAAAACAAGCUGAAAAUGACCAUCUAAUGUUGCAGGCAUCAUUGAAAGGGGAACUGGAAGCCAGUCAACAGCAAGUGGAAGCCUAUAAGAUUCAAGUGGCUGUACUGACAUCAGAAAAGCAUAAAGUUCAGGAACAGCUACGAACAUCUUCGGAGCAGCACCAGCGUACAAUGAGUGCUUGCCAGCAAAAAAUUGCAGCCCUGCAAGAAGAGUGCCGAGCAGCCCAGGCUGAACAAGCAUCUGUUACAUCUGAAUUUGAGAGCUACAAAGUCCGUGUUCAUAAUGUUCUAAAACAGCAAAAGAAUAAAUGUACUGCUCGGACAGAAUCUGAAGGAGCCAAACAAGAAAGGGAACAGCUGGAAAUGGUGAUAGAUCAACUUAAAGUUAAGCUGCAAGAUGCUCAGCAUAAUUCACAGAUGAAUGCAUCUGAACUCCAGGCAUUGCAGUCUGAACACGACACCCUGCUGGAAAGACACAAUAAGAUGCUGCAAGAGACUGUUGCAAAAGAAGCAGAACUCCGUGAAAAACUCUGCACAAUACAGUCUGAGAACAUGGUCAUCAAAGCAGAGCACGCCCAGGCUCUGGGUCAGCUGACAGCCCAGAAUGAAGCUCUCCGGAACAACUUCAGAGAUCAGGUCAGGAACCUGCAAGAAGAGCACAGGAAGACAGUAGAGACACUUCAGCAGCAACUCUCCAGAGUAGAAGCUCAGCUCUUCCAACUCAAGAGUGAACCAAGCACUAGAGGUCCAGCUGUUUCAAAUCCGGCAACAAAGAGCUUGAGAGAGCGGCGGAGCACUGACCUUCCUGUGCUCGAUGUGCACUCUGUGGCUAGGGAGGAGGGAGAAGGUAUGGAAACAACAGACACGGAGUCUGUGUCCUCAGCCAGCACCUAUGUUCAAUCCUUGGAGCAACUGCUGAACUCACCAGAAGCAAAGCCUGAACCAUCUCAGUGGCAAGCAGAUCUCACCAAGGAUGAACUGAUUCAGAAACUAAACACAACAACUAAGAGCGCUGAUCACUUGAAUGAAUUACUUCGUGAAUCAGAAGCAACCAAUGCAAUCCUAAUGGAACAAAUAAAGCUUCUUAAGAAUGAAAUAAGAAGAUUGGAAAGAAAUCAAGAGAGAGAAAAGUCUGUGGCUAAUCUAGAAUACUUGAAGAACGUUCUAUUGCAGUUCAUAUUUCUGAAAUCAGGAAGUGAGAAGGAACGGCUGCUCCCAGUAAUAGACACCAUGUUGCAACUCAGCCCUGAAGAGAAGGGGAAGCUGGUAGCAAUUGCCCAAGGUGAAGAAGAGAGUACCUCACGGCCUUCUGGGUGGGCUUCGUACCUCCACAGCUGGUCAGGACUUCGAUAAAACAGUGGAAAUACUGAAUCUUUAAAAACAUUCCACAACUGCAAAACUGAGAAAUCUUACUGUAGAUCUGUUGGUGUUGUAGUGUUGAACUACAGGGUUUUAUUUUUGUGGGUUUUUUUCAGCUUUUUAGGCUCCACCAAGAAAGAAGCCUGCAGUAGCUCUGAAAGAUGGUCCUAUGUUAUGCUCUGGCAGCAGUGAACUAUUUUUCUUGUAAAUAUUAAAGCUGAUAAUAAGAACUAUGAGAAGUGAAAAAUUCAUUGCAAAUAGCUUGGAAACAGAAUUUGUCAACCUGUGAUAACUCUUUUGAUAUCAGUUUAAAAGUUUGACCUUAUAUUAACUGGAAUAACUAGAGUUUAGAUUUUAAGCAUUUAAAAGUGUUUACAGUUGCUUUCACAUAUCACUGUCAGCUAGCUAAUCUAUAUGGUUAGUGUUACUCUCUGCACAUUUAAGAAAUUUCCUCUCUUGUGAUGGCUACAAUAGGUAAGAUAAUUAAGAAACAGAAAGGGCAUUUUCUGCUUUAAAGUUGUUGUCUUUCUUAAAUUAUUUUGCUUUUGCAAAACAUGAAGGCAACAGUUCACAAAAUGUAGAGGGUGCAAAUCUGUAUGAAAUGCAGUGCUUGUCACACCUGGGCAUGGUACUGUAGUAGAGAUUAAUGGCAUCUAUGGAAGCCUUAGGAUAGUACUCCAAGACUCAGAGGUCCUAAGUGAGUUGAGGGGCUUUGUGAGAAAGAGCUUAAACUAGGGCUUUUUAAUCUGAGGUUGGAAGCUUGUGGAAAAGACCAGGAAGAAAUGUUCCAUUACUGUAACAAUGUCUCUAAAUGCAUGACAAGACUGCUCGUACUGACUUAGUCAUAGUGAAGACACUAAAGAAUGAAUCUGAGCCCACAGGUCAGACUCCUAACAUUAACUUCUGAGAGAAAAGAAUGAAGCUUUUGUCAAUAGAUGCAUUUUCUAAAUGUUCUAAUGAGUGAAGAUCUUAUUCUCUCCAUUACCUGUGUGUGUGUGUGUGUACAAUGUUUGCGCAGAUAUUUGCACAGAUGAGAUGGUCUCUGUUCCAGGUUACUCAACAGAAUGUUAUAGGUUUUUCCCCAGAAAAAUAAAUUUCUACCAUCUCUUCUUCUAUUAUCAACACAGCACCUCUUUUUAUCUUCAGUUGUCUUCUCCCUUAUACAGUCCAUAAUGCCUUUCACCAUCUUAAUUUAUUUGGAAGGUUUUAAAAAGCAUACGCAUGUGUUUGAAUCCUGCUUAUGUUUAAACCAGAGUCCUUCUGUCUUUUUCACUCAUAUUUUCCUAUUCUCUGUGUUGUUUUACAGAGAGUCUUUCCCUGGUACCCAUACAGAUACUGAAUAGGGUUCUUCCUUUCCUAUCUACCUUAGCUCUGAGGAAAUGAUGCUUUUCCUUUAAUAUUGCCUUAUUUCAGGCUGAGAUUAAUCUGAACAUAUGAACAGCAGAAUGGCAACAUAUUGAGAAUAAACUAUUCUGUAAGUUUGCCUUUGGUUUAAUUUUUUGCUUGUUGUAUCUAUUUCAGUACACAAUCAACAAAGCCAGCAGGCUUUAUUUAGGUAUUUUAAUUCCUUUUCACUGUCUUAGGCACUUCUAUUUUCUUCCCCUCCAAUAUAUAUUUUAACUGGAACCUUUAUGGUUUGUGCUACUGGGGAAAACAUCCUCUGGGAGCUUUCAGAACACAGAACUGAUCAACAGUAGUGUGAAGGACAAGUCUUUUAGGUGUCUGUAGGUAGCAAACAGAAGGCUGUGUUUAGACUUUCUUGCAUUUGCCUUUGGAAUGAUUUGGACCAGAUCUCAGAUGCUGGAUUCCAACUCCUUAUUCACCUGGAUUUGGUUAAUGUUAUUCAGAAAAAUGCCAAAGCAGCAAUAGGAGAGAUUGGAAACGUAUAAAAAUAAGUGCUAGUCAUCCUGCUGUGAUUUUAACAACGGAAGCACAUGAGUAGAAGGGUAUGGCUUUGUCUCACUUAGAUCACACUCUGUUUGCUGCUGACCUGAUUUCUGCUAUUGCUUAAGAGCUGUGACAAGUUCCUCUUAAAAUGCACAUAUUUCAGAACUGUAAAUUAUUGAACAUUGUAAGCUGUGAAUAAAGGUGUGCAAGUAACAUAUAUCACUGGCUGUAUGAAAUACCAGUUGCUUAUUGACUUCUUUCAAGUCUGAGUUGCAUGCUCACUGUUUUUAGUAAAACUUGAGUACCGUACUUAUGAAUGGGGUGAACAACUUGCAUUAAUAUAUUUUUUUUACAAUGAAAGAUAGAGAUCUUAAUUAAUGUAAAAAUAUUUUAAUAACUGUCACUAAACUGUUUUCUGUUGUUAAGAUUGCCAGAACUUACCUAUGUGGCAAUAAACUGACUAUAAGAAAAUAAAGUUUAACAGACACUUGAGCAAAUGGCAUAGAAGAACAUGAACUGGAAACAGGAUUAUUUUGCAUAGAGAACUUUUUAUAUGUCAUAUAUUUGCAUUUUAAUGUACAGCAUUGUAGCUGUGAUUUGCUUUCAAAAAGCAGUUUAAGGUUUUAACUAGUACUGCUACUUCUUGUGAUACUAUGAUGCUCUUUUUUGGAAGAGCACUGUGCUGACUUUGCUUUCUGGUUCUUUUUGUUUUCUUUACAGUGCCACAUCUAUUAGAAUGUUUCACAGAAAAUAUCACCCUUACACAAAAUGUUCAUAAGCUUAGGACCAAUUUUUAUCUUUUAACAGCCUGCCUUCAGCCUAAGCAUAAGGAAGCAAUAAUAAUAAUAAUAAUAAUAAUAAUAAUAAUAAUAAUAGUAAUUCUGCUGUCACUAUACAGGUUAUAUAUUAAGCAAAAAGCAAAAAUGAGAGUGAUUCAGUGUUACCAGACCUGCACUGUGGCUGAAUUUUCAGCUAUCUAAUGCUGACUUAGAAAUGGGUUAUCUGUCUUUCAUUUUCCCUUUACCCAGAAGGGAGACUCAUCUGUGCAAGCAAAAGUGCUCCAGCUGAAAGACAGGAAGAUCAGAACUUGUCAGGCUGUUGUAUAGAUAUGGCCAGUUGAAUCCGGGGUUCAGGAUGGCCAAAGGGAACCAUGUUAGAAAUUAUACACAGGAGAGUAAGGUUGCUUUUUUUCUUUCAUGACCCUCCUUCCCCAAAGUAGAACUGUGAGGUUACACGGUUAUAUUAUUUUCUAAAUUUAAAUUCUCCUUCGUCCAUCUCCCUCCAUCUAUUUGUUGUGAUAAGAGAUGAUAUAUUAUGAAAUUGUGGAGGAAUGCCUAAAAAUUCUCCUUACUUUGUACUAAGUGACUUUGAAGCCAGUUUAAACAUAUAUGCUUCAUUUGGCUUAUGCCUUAGCUUCACCCAGUGCACCAAUACUUCCUAAACUAUCUGCUAGUUCUACUAUUGUUGGUACUGUGAAAAUAUCCCUUUAGAAGCCUUGCAAAUACCAGUCACCACUCACAAGCUGAGAAACCAAAUGUAUGAAGAGAUAAAAAUAUAUUUGCUGUAGUAAUUUCAGAAUUGCUAGACUGAUAGAUAAGUAUUUUGUUUGGAAAUACGUUUCUGGUGGCCUUUUCAUGUGGCCAUCACAUCAAUAAAAUUCACCUUUAUGCAACAGAGUGACUUUUUUUUCCAUGAAUGCUUGUUCUUACCUGAGAAAAUGCUACUCAGGUGCAAGGUAGAAAACAAGAACUGUCUACCAUUGUAUUGAAGAGAUUUUAUGGAUCUGGUGUAGUAUCCAGAGCCUCUACUUUGGAAGGCAACUACAGCAAUGGAUUCUUCUGGGUGAACAGAAGAGAAAUUGGUUUGUUCUAGGGUUUAAAAAAAAAUUUUAAAGCUCAUUUAAAUGACUUCAAAUGUAUUACUAGAUUGUCACCAGCAAUCUGACAAUAUUAGAUGUGAAGGAGAGGAGGGUUGCAGAAGCUGCUAAUGACCUUAUUAGCAGGAUUGCAUUUAGUGUGUUUGAGUACUAACUACCUUAUAAAUCAGCACGCAUUUCUAAUUGCACUCAGCUUUGAAAUGGCCAUAAUUACCUCUUCUCUAAUAGGCUGUGAUAAUUUUUCUUAAUCUGCAUAAUUGUCCUAGUGCAAAGAUUACAUGCUAAGUGGAUGAAGAGGUGCUUGGUUUGAUUUAAGCAAGAGUUUGGUGUGUUUAUUUUCUUGCCAACAAUUUUUCUUAGACCAUGCUUAUUACAGAAAUAUGUGGUCAGAGAUGGGAUCAUAAGCUGUGCAAAGAAGACAUAAUAAGUGGAUAUAAGGGUCAAAAAAGAGAGCCUGGUACUGCCAGUCAACUUCUAACAGCUUUCACAUGAGUUUAUAUAUGCUAUGGGGAAGGGAAAUAAUAAUCUCACUACUUUUUAAAUGAAUUUGGUUAAAAUUUAUCAUAUGGUUGUGAAAGGAUGAGAAGAUCUAUCUUAGAUUCAGGUGUUUCCUUCCUUUCCUUCCUGUCCUGUGUUUCUCAGGCUCAUUCUGAAGAUUCAGGCUGGAUUGAAUAGUGAAGACUGAGAAUAGUAAAACAAGUAUGGAAAUGAACAUCAGUUACUGCUCCAACAAAUCAGCAUGCCUUGGUAUUGGCAAUUUUUUUUUUCACUGUCAGUUGAAUGCCUAAAGGCUUCUUAAGAAUCCAAGGUAAAUGUAAUGAGUGUCAAAACUAGUGUUCUCUUUUGGGUGUGGGCACAGUCCCAGUCCUCCCACAGCAGCCUUUGAAAGUGUUUUAAAUUGAUAGACACAUGAUAGCAGCUGUGUACGAGCAUAGGAUUUAAGUGGGGUUUAUUGUUUCAUUGCCUGAAAAUCGAAGCUUGUUCUGAGAACACUCAGACUGUUUCCUGAGGGGAGGUACAUACUAGCUCUUGGCUCUCUUGCCCUUUGCAGCAUGCAGAGCAUCUCAAAAAUAAAAAGCAUAGAAACCAUUAUAGAGUUUCAGAAAAAGGCUUUUACGCAAAUGCUGUUUUACUGUUAUUACUCCCCUUUGUGGAGUUAAGUUGCUGAUGCUCAGCAUUACUCUUGCCAAGGGAGAAGGCCAAUCGCAUCAUUUUGGCUUCAGCAUCCACUUCUUUAUACAGAGUAGUUAAUGCUCCUCUCACAUCUAGUCCCAGCACUGGCUUAAACCUGCAGCUGUAGCAGUCCAGGUGAAGCUGCCCACCUUUGCAAGGGGACAGGUGGGUGGUCCCUCUGCUCCAGGGGCAUGGGCUACAGCCUCUGCAAGGAGGAUAAAAGCAGAUGGUGGGGAUAAAAACCCUAAACAGCUCCUGCUGUUGACGUGGCAGCUCUCUGUCCCUGCCCUGACUACCCACCAGCCUUUCUCUUGGAAACUGGUUAAACCAGUUGAUUGCAGUGGUGGGGGAUAGUGGAUAUCUUGCAGGAAGAGAUUUUCAGAAAACGUAGAAAAGCUAAGGAUAGGUUUUGUAACAUUCUGGGAAAGAUGGGAAUUGCAGUGACAAAAAGUCUGAAGUAGAAAAAUUACACACUUUUACUAUAAAAAAUGUGAGAGUAAUACCAUGAACUCCAAGAGUCAUUAUUUCUUAAAGUACCUGUUUUGUGGUGCUGCCGUAAGUUUUUUCUUUAGCCUUUACUGUGUCUGCACAAGUGCUGAUCAUGUCAUGAAGCAGAAAUUUAUGCUGCUAAAUAUGGACAUUUAUUGAUCAAUUUUGCAGAAAUUUUAGAUUGAUCAAUAAAAUUUAUGUCCUUGGUUUUUGCAGUCUCCUUCCCUCUUCCAAGAAAAAAUGAUGCUGAAUAUACUAGGUGUGUCUAAAAUGCAUGAAGCAGAAAUCUGACUGCUUUUAUAUGGAUGUCAGAAUGAUCAGUAAAAUGUCUUCCAGUAUUCUGAUCAAACUACAUAUUGUUUUUAAUAAUAGCAAUGUUUUUUAGAGAUAUCAAAUAGUGGUCAAAAUUUAUUUAUUCAAUUGAUUAGUGGAGUUAAUAAUGUUGAGCAAAAAUGUGAAACCUAAAUAAUUUUUCACCUCUUAAUUCAUUAACAGCUUUGCUGAAAUAUUUAGCUAGACACAUGUUCAAAAGUUAUUCCUACUUACAUUUCCUUCACUGUUGCUUUAGCUUCAUAGCUUUGGAGGUGUGACAUGAACACCGACACAGCUUACAAUUUAAAUCCAUUGAUUAUAUUAAGGUGAACAACCAUAAGGCUGCUCUGCUAGCAGGCUCUCAGAGUCAGAAUAGGCUUAGAUUGGAUAUUAGAAAGAAAUUCUUUACUCCGAGGGUGGUGAGGCCCUGGAACAGUUGCCCAGAGAAGCUGUGGAUGUCCCAUCCCUUGAAGUAUUCAAAGCCAGGUUGGAUGAGUAACCUGGUCUAGUGCAAGACAUCCCUGUUUGUGUUUAAGGUCCCUGAUGUUUCAACCCAAACCAUUCUAUGAAUCUACCAUCUGCAGUUGCGUGAAGAAAGCAAAAGCUUGAGCAAAUACCACAGUUAGAAGUUACUUACUCAGGUCUCUUCAUACAACUCUGGUAAAAUCAUAAAAGUAAAGUAGUCUGGAAAUAGAACAUCAUAUGCCUACUUAAAACUGCAUUUUACUCUGGUCUUAAAGGGAGAGAUGAGAGUAAAAAAAAAAAAAAAAAAAAAAAAAAAAAAAAAAAGCAUUAAUUUUGUGAUUAAUAUGCUGGUCUGGAGACAUGGAGUCCAAAUUCCCUGUUUUGCCACACACUUCCUUUGUGAAUUUAAUUUCAGAGUCUCUGUCUCUAUUUCCUGACUUGCCUGCUGGGGAUAAUGGCACUUCUGUACCUGAUGCCAAGUGCAUUAGCAGCAGAAUGUUAAACUUUGUGAUGGGUUUGUAAGCUGAAAUAAGUAGGCAGAUUACCAUAUUUUCUUUAAACUCCAUAGGAAGAAAAUUGUCAUAGUCUGCAUUAUACUGGAAUGGAAGGAAUGAUCUCCUUACGAGUCUGUGGUGUGUGUUUUGUGAAUCCUAUUAAAUUACUUGCUUAAGUA